Messenger RNA from Psilocybe cubensis, 750 nucleotides. RefSeq lists its product as uncharacterized. Bases 1 to 750 code for a protein of 249 amino acids. The transcript has 3 exons. The record is from RefSeq and is a predicted model, not a curated record. NCBI's taxonomy places the organism in Eukaryota, Fungi, Basidiomycota, Agaricomycetes, Agaricales, Agrocybaceae. Gene Ontology annotation, molecular function: N-acetyltransferase activity.
AUGGCAGACCCCGUCGCGCAGAUUCGACCUUAUUCUCCGGAGGAUAGAAAAUUGGUACAAUUUAUGGUCUCCAAGGCCAACCUUCAGGCUCUGGCUGUCGCAAACAACAAGGCGUACGCACACCCUUUGACAAUUGCUAUCUGGGCAGGCCUCUCAUCUUUGAUGAUAUACUGGUUGAAGUGGUGGCCUGCAGACCAACACGGUUGGAUGGAGUACCUGAAACCUUUGCCGGCACUAGCGUCUAUAGCAGUCCCUAUAAUGUUUUUCAUUGACUGGAUAAAUCGACCAUUUUUUGAAGAGAUGACCCAAGAAAUACUCCGUUAUCCCGACCUCGCCGAUAUAUCCAAGUAUUAUUUUCAACAACCAUCUUCGGGGCUUUGGCUGCUCGAAUAUGGUCAGACAUUUGUUGGACUUAUUGCCAUGGACGCGGCAACACCAUCUGGAAAGACAAAGAAAAUCGAAAAGCAGCCUAAGACGGCGGUCAUCCGGCACUUCUACGUCGAAGAACAGUUCCGGCCCUCUAAAAUCCAAGACGAUCUACUAAAAUAUGCAGUGGAUCAUGCUUUCAACAAUGAUCCAAAACUUGAGCGCAUUGAAGCGUCGGACUCACCUUUAGUUUCCUACCUUCGUCCUUGCUUACGGUCAGCAGGUUUCGAGCUUGACCAUCACACCAAAAAGGUUGGUAUAUUGCAGUGGAAUCUCGGAGUGCGCUACUUGGAUAGAGAAACAUGGUCUAAAAAGGCUAAUUAG